GAGAGGGGUAAGAGGCUCAAGGCUCCUCCCUGAGAGUUUGUGAAAACAUUCCAGCAAAGUGAGAGCGGUCAAAGAAUUGGAAACUCUCAGAGCGGCCUCUUACUCUCGCUGUCCUUCUCACCUUUUUGCAUGUGUGGUUACAGUCCAGUCCUCUACAGCGCGAUGCACGGAGGUUUUGUGACGCUCUGAGGACAGUUCCGCAGAGGAUCACAUCAAAGAGAGAAACCUGAGGAAUCCUCUUAAAUCUGGACAAAGAAGCUCAGCUGUCUCAUUGAUCUGCUCACAAUGAAGCCGCUGUUUGUCCUCCUCAUUUCCAUCGCCUGGACUUUCACCGGGGCUCAGCAUUACUACCAGGGGCUGAUGGAUUAUCUGGAGAACCGAUUGUUGGCUAUUGAGGAUCGCAUGCAGUUGUGGCAUGAUCUGUCCCAGCGGUACCACACAGAGAUGAAAGAUUUCAAAAAACUAACCACUGAGGCCAUGGAUGGACUCAGGAAUGAUCACAGCACGUUGUUCAAAGACCUGGAAGGAGCUGGCGUCCGAGUGGACCGGGUGGAGCGAGAGAUGGACUAUGUUGAGGCCCAGACCUCCCCUCGGGCCUGUGCACUCAAGACAGAGAAGGUGGUGGAGCAGGAGGCCUGGGGGCUGCAGGAGAGCAGGGUAGAGGAAGAGGAUGAAGAGGAGUGGGAAGAACUGCUCUCCAGAGUGUCUGACUGUGUGGAAAUCAUCUCUGGCAUCAGAUCAGUGAAGAUCCUGAAAAGAGUGGGCAGCCCCAAGGGCAUGUGGACCAGAGACCCCAGGUCGUCCAAGGUUUACGUCUUUAACGGGACGUCAGGAGACACUAUCUACCAGUUUGACUCUGUCCGGGACUUUUCUCGCUCUCUGGGGGUCACCAGCAGCAGAAACAUCAGGCUUCCCUCUGACUGGAGCGGCCCUGGCAGUGCUGUUUAUAACGGCUUUUUGUACUACAUACAGCAGGACUCUGAUAUGGACGUGCAGGUGGUCAGAUACGACCUUCUGACCGGCUCUGUGACAGACAUGACCAUGUUCCCGGUGGAGAGCCAUGCUUCUGUUUACAGCCUCAAUCCAGAGACUGUAGCAGACCUCGCAGCAGACGAUGAGGGUCUCUGGCUCCUGUACGCCCCCAGUGACAGUGAACCAAACAUCAGCCUGGCAAAGAUGGACGCUGCCACCCUUGAUAUAGAGCAAAUCUGGGACACCCGGUGCCCGAGGGAGAAUGCGGAGGCGGCUUUUGUGGUGUGCGGGACUGUAUAUGUGGUUUAUAACACCCAUCUGGCCAGCCGCUCCAGGGUUCAGUGUGUGUUUGACGUCAACGACAUGGUGAUCAGUGAGGAAGCUCCACUGCUGUACUUCCCCAGGAGGUAUGGAGCCCACACUAGUCUGAAAUACAACCCCGAGGAGAAGCAGCUUUACGGCUGGGAUGAUGGAUAUCAAAUCAUUUACAGACUGACCAUGAAGAGGAAGCUCCUGGCUUGAUAGCUGAGGAGGGGUGUUAUGUUUUCAAAGGCAAGGAUUAAAAAACAGAGCAGUGAAUGUGCACAUGUUGUCCACCUUUUACCUGAUCUCAUGAGCCCCUGUCUGGUUUUGAGUUUUUUGCUUCACUGAACUGGCAUCUGCAAUGGCUAGUCAUAUAACAUGCCUGACUUCAGAUGUUUAAUGUGAACAAACUACACUGCAAAAAGAACAUUUUAAUUUUUUUUUAGAACAAAUCAAUUCUUCAAUUACAAAUAAUAAAUCAAAGAAAAAAUAUUCAGAUACAUGUUAAUCAUAAAAGAACUAACAGGCCAAAAUUGUACAUGAUGUCCACAUCAAAAAUCUAUAGCUUUACAAAUGAUAAUUUGCUCCUUUGCAAUGUUUAAGGAUAAAAUUACACUGGUUUACUAUGUUAAUCAGCAAAAAAAAUGCUUUUACAGGUAUUUUUCCAUAAUUUGAAAGACAAAUAGUGUAUUUUAGGUAUCAUGGAAUACUGGGAGAAUCCGAGCAGAGAGUACAACAAUCUGGCGGGUGCAGACAAGUUUUAUUUCACAGAGAGGUUGUGGGAGGGGAGCAGGCGAACCAAGGGCACCGUGUGCUGAGGAAUCCGGGAGGAAGGCAGAGGUAGCAGGUGGGAACGGGGAAGCGGCCGAACACUCCGGUGAAGCAGAAGGGGAGCCAGGAAGGAAGGUCACAGGGGGAAACCGAGGGGGCGAAAUGUCGGCAGCGUUCAGGCGGGGGAUCCGGGGCUUGCAGGGAAUCGGGCAGGACGGGCAGAGAGUCUGGACAGCUGGUUCCGCUGGACAGAGGGGAGCAGAGAAAAUGUAUUAGUUAAGGCGUUAAGAUACUGGGUACAAAUUACGGCUGGAGAGCAAACUGACGAUAAGGUCAUGUUUAACAAUCCGGUGGCAAGUGGAGGGAUGAACCGGUCUUUUAUGGUUGCAGGUGAAAUCACAGGAAUGAGUUCCAGCUGUCCAGGCUCCAGGGAAACGGCAGAUUGCCUGAGUGGAUGCAGCCGUGUGGCUACCCACCACUCAGCGCAUCGCUGGAGGGAAAGAGGGAGAGAGGGGAAGAGUGAGAGAAGGAGAAAGGGGAAAGACAGAUGGAAAAAGGAUUUGGGGAUGUCAGGUGGGGGAGGAACGGGGGCGAGGGGGAGCCCUGACAUUAGGAACUGAAAAAUAAAUUUUCAACUGUGUUAAGUUUCACCUCCUUCCUUGUCUCAGACAAAUUAAAUAAACUAAGGUUGUUCACGGGUGAAACUAACAAUAAACUGCACAAACUAACAGAAAACGGGGUUCUGUGGUCUAAAAGGGAUAGGGUAUGGCUAAAUACCACUAUCUCCCACUAAAUCUACCAAAGGUGGUAGAAAAAAACAAACUAAAACCCCUUAAAAGAAAAAACAUUCCUCAAAACAAAAGGAAGGAAGUGCUGGGUUCUGGGCAAUAAUGAUGCAAAGAUACUGAGUUUUCUGGAAAGAAGGCUGACUGAUGAUGUCAAACCUUCCAGAUCGCCUACCCACAACCAACUGAGCAGUUGGGAGAUCCCUCCUAAUAUCCCCGCCCAGAUGACUGUCAACAGCACACAGCUGAGCUCAAUCACACAGGUGCAGGAGAUUGAGCCUGAUCUGAGAGCCAGACUGUGAACUUUCCAAAUCCAUAACAACUGUUAUUUUACAGAUUUCCCCCUUCUUCCUAAAUUACAUUAUUAUCUAGUUGAAUCGGCAAAACUAUUGCACACAGUAAAACUGACUGUAAAAGAGAAAUAAUUGUAUUUUGUUCUUUUUAGAUAAUAAUUUUCCAUAUAUUUGCAGUUGUUUUCAUUGACACUACAGUAUUCUGCUGCAGUAUUCUCUGAUUAACAGUUUUUUUUUCUUUCUUUUUGGCACUUUGGCUUUCACAUUUCUUUCUUUUUCUCACCUGAUAAUCUUACUCAAAAUAUCUUCAAGCGUAUCUCCUUGUAGGUUUUUCACCUCACAAAUCACAGCAGACUUGUUGCACUUAACAGCAACAUUUCACAUCUUGUUGUCCAGUGUCUCUAGUGCUUAUGGCAUCAAAGAAAAACUAGAAGGAAAUCAGAAUCCAUUUGGUACCAAGUAUCACUUCUCGCAACCACCCUAGAGAUCACACCUCUGAAAGUGACCUAAACAAGUCAGCAGUAGUAAAUACGCUAAGAAACGUUUUUGCUGUGUAAGCAUUGAUAAGCCUCUGAAAUUCUGAGAUUGCUCUUAGCAAGAAGAAGAAGACGAGCAAGAAAACAAUGCAGCAGCCAAAUAUGCUGCAGUAUGUUAUGUGAAGCCACUUCUCCAGGUCACCUUGCUAGAAGAAGGCAGAGGUAUGAUGACAUUACUCCUUUUAGGUUGUGACAUGCUGUUUUCCCGUAUUAGCGGAGUGAAGGGAAUAGCUAAAGGCACUUUGUUUUGGGGUUUUAUGAAUAGGCCCAUGACUCCUAUGCACAAAGUGGGUAUUAAAGUGUUUUAUAGCUUUGCACUCAAAUCAUAGCCUGUAUACUUAACACACAUCACUCAUCACAAAUGUUUAAGCAAAUAAAUCAGACGCUGAACUAUUGUGUUUUCAUUUUCAUACAGUAUAUGUGUGAUACACCAAAACAUCCGUCCAUUCUUUAUAUAUACAUUGUUUUAUAGAGAACAAAACAAGCAAAAUACAUGUAAAUGCCAUUCAGUCUAUGAAAA
This is a messenger RNA of Acanthochromis polyacanthus (spiny chromis), 4180 nucleotides long. RefSeq names its product olfactomedin-like 3a (gene olfml3a). The coding region runs from base 286 to 1494 and encodes 402 amino acids. The transcript has 3 exons. Lineage: Eukaryota; Metazoa; Chordata; Actinopteri; Pomacentridae. Gene Ontology annotation, biological process: signal transduction. The record is from RefSeq and is a predicted model, not a curated record.